Oppiella nova is the source of this 1214-nucleotide messenger RNA. The record is from the annotation of a GenBank genome assembly. Lineage: Eukaryota; Metazoa; Arthropoda; Arachnida; Sarcoptiformes; Oppiidae.
AUCACUAGUAGAUCCCAGUGCUGUCACCCGGUUUGGUGUUUAUGGACACACCUACCGAUACGACUGUUACACACGAUAUCAAGGAUAUAUCCGAGUUUGGCAUAACUGGCCACUCAAGUGAUACCGGCUCCCAGUUUGACGCAAAUGCAGUAAUCUUUAAGCCGACGGAUACUAUGCUUAACCCGUGGCUCGUAAUCCUGAGUAAGACUAAUGACUUCAACAUCGGGUGCUAUAAUACACUACUGUCCCCGUGGGAACGGUAUGUUAGUGGAAGGGUAGAGUGUAUGAAUAUGACAGAAGUGCCCAAGUUUGUGAAUGAAUUAAUAAACUUGACUAUAUUUACUAACCUGGAUGGUAUUGUGGAUGUCUGGGAAACACCUAAUAUGAUGUCGGGACACAUACUAUUUUUUACGAUCAAUGGACAGCCCUAUUACUGCUUUCAGCGCCUGUUUAGACCCCUCAACGAUAUGUGUAAAUCUGCGGACAAAUUGACACCAUUUCUGAGUGAGUGCUUCGAUGGCCUACCGGUGCCUCCAGUGCCCAGCGAUUCAACCUAUACCCCAACCCCAGCACCAGUUCCCGACCCCACCAUAUUCGUAUUGAUAAGUACAGUCAUUGUCCUAUUGGUAUGUAUCAUGGUGAUCGCCGGAUUCAUAACCUACCAGCGCUGUCAGCACCGUAAAGGGAGUACGAGUCACCCGAGCCCCGGCACCGAUAACGGAAAGACUGUCGAAGGGAUUAGUUUCUCGUCGGUCGACACCAAUGUAUUAAUGGAUAACAGGCCGAAAAGGGUGUUACGCACCGGUAGUACCGAUUUGUCGCCUGUUUGUGACCAACAUUACCAGAAACUGAUCACUGAAUUGAUGGCCCGACAGUCAAAGUCGUCGGAAAAUAUAACGAAAUGCUUGUCAGUCAGCGAUGGAAAUUUAUCUACCAUUCCCUCAUACAAUCCGGCAGUUUUGGACAUUAAGGGUAUUGAUUGCGAUGAGGUGUCCGAGACUAACGUUAGCCGACUGUCCACUAAGGCUAACAUUCCGGUCAACACUAGGAUUAACAGAAUUCUGGACAAUGGUCUCAAAGUUACCACUGUAUAGGUGUAUCACUUUUACUACCGGCGCCUAACUUUAUUAAUUGUCAUUUAAUUUUUUGAUUAAGCAAUCAUUAACUGUAUAAAUAUGAAAACUGUUAUUAUAAGCUACCGGCGCUGUAUGAAU